Enterospora canceri is the source of this 1308-nucleotide messenger RNA. Lineage: Eukaryota; Fungi; Microsporidia; Enterocytozoonidae. The record is from the annotation of a GenBank genome assembly.
AUGAAAGAAGGAGUGAAGGAAGGCUUCACCAAUUUCACAGUUGUCAGGGAGUGUUCUAAGACUAAUGGGCGUCUAUCGCAGUUUGAGUUGUCUAAUAAGGUUGAUAUGCCUACUUUUAUGCCAGUAGCCACGUACGGGGCAAUGAGGAGUGUCCCAGUGGAUCAACUUGAUAACCAAAUCAUCCUCUGCAACACGUACCACCUGAGAGACCUCAAUAGAAACAUCAAGGAGUUCAUGGGGUGGAAACAGGCUAUUUUGACUGAUUCAGGUGGAUUUCAGAUUCAGUCACUGCCCUGUGAAAUUGUGGAUGAAGGAAUCAGAUUCACGGAAACAAGGGCUCUAUUUACGCCUGAGGACUCCAUGCAAAUCCAACGCAUUCUGGGACCUGACAUCAUAAUGCAGCUUGAUGACGUAGUGAAUCCAAUGAAACCAAAAGAAAGACACGCUAUUGCAGUCAGAAGAAGCAUUGAAUGGCUUGAUAGGGCCAUAGAUGAAUUGGAUAAAGAGAAGGAAGAAGGCAGGGAGAAAGAGACCAUUAGCGACUUCAGUGAAUCAACAAGCUUCAUUAGCACAGUUGUAACAGAAACAUCGUCAUCUUCUGAGAAUCAAAAGAGGCACAGGAAGCAUAGAGACAUAAGGGCACUCUCCCACAAAAUAGGUCAAAUUCUAUUUCCAAUUGUUCAAGGUGGAUUGAACAAGGAUCUCAGAAGCCAUUCGAUUUCAGAAAUAUUGCAACGAAACCCAGUUGGAGUUGCAAUAGGCGGAAUGUGUGGUGGAGAGGACAAGAUGGCAUUUGCAGAGAUAGUGGAAUACACCGUAGGAGAAUUAAGGCGAAAUGGAUUCAGUGGCCCAGUUUACGUAAUGGGCGUAGGGUAUCCAGAUGACGUGGUGGUUUGCAGUGCAUUGGGAACAGACACAAGCGACUGCGUCUAUCCAACACGAAUGGGCCGCUGUGGCCGCCUCUUCAGUGACACGGGUGACAUCGAAAUAACCAAUGCUGGUCUCAGAAGACACCUUCAGAAACACGACCUUUUUGAUCCAAUUUCGGUAGACACCAAGUGCACCUGUAAAAUGUGCACCUACUCGUUCCACUACCUGCUGAAGAUCAAGAACACCCCGAACUUCUGCAACCUUGGAUCAGUUCACAACCUGAGAUACAUGGCUGGGCUGAUGGAGCGAAUCAGAGACGCCUUGGCCUGUGAUAAAUUUGAUCAAUUUGUGGUGGAAUAUUUCAGGGUGAAAUACGAGAAAAAGGCGCCUGGGUGGAUCAAGGCAGUUUUCAGGCAGAAAUUCAAAAUAGAAAUCUAG